Messenger RNA from Trichechus manatus latirostris (Florida manatee), 7258 nucleotides. It is a transcript of the gene NUP133, whose product is annotated as nucleoporin 133. Lineage: Eukaryota; Metazoa; Chordata; Mammalia; Sirenia; Trichechidae. Bases 167 to 3637 code for a protein of 1156 amino acids. Gene Ontology annotation, molecular function: protein binding; structural constituent of nuclear pore. Gene Ontology annotation, biological process: transcription-dependent tethering of RNA polymerase II gene DNA at nuclear periphery; poly(A)+ mRNA export from nucleus; protein import into nucleus. The transcript is spliced from 26 exons. The record is from RefSeq and is a predicted model, not a curated record. Gene Ontology annotation, cellular component: nuclear pore outer ring.
AGUCUUCUCCAAAGGCUGCGGCUCCUACAAGGCCCGCAGGCUCGGCGUUAUUCCUAGACGUCAUCACCGCGAGUCCUCCCGCCCCUCGUGUUCAAGCUGCGCGGGCGCGGGCUGUCAGCCCCAAAGCCUGGAGCGGUGGCGCUCCCUGCCGCCGCACCCUCGCAUCAUGUUCCCGGCUGUCCCUUCCCCUCGGACCCCUGGUCCCGGGUCCCGAAGGGGCCCGCUCGGCGGGAUCGGGCCGAGCUCCACACCCCGGGCUGCAGGCAGGAAGGGGCUGUCCCUGGGGUCUGCAGUCAGCUCCCCCGUGCUCUUCUCGCCGGUCGGCAGGCGGAGCUCGCUGAGCUCGCGAGGAACGCCUACACGAAUGUUUCUACACCACUCCAUAACGGAGUCUAUGAAUUAUGAUGUGAAAACGUUUGGAUCUUCUCUCCCUGUUAAAAUUAUGGAAGCCCUAACAUUGGCUGAAGUUGAUGAUCAGCUGACUGUUCACAUAGAUGAAAGCGGAUGGGCUUGUCUGGUCUGCAAAGAGAAACUCAUUAUUUGGAAGAUUGGUCCCUCACCCAUUACUAAGUUAUCUCUGUGUAAAGAACUUCAGCUGCCACCUAGUGAUCUCCACUGGAGUGCAGACUUGGUGGCUCUGUCUUACUGUGCUAUCUCGGGUGAAGCACAUUCGAUUCAGGCCGUUGCUGUAAUGGUUGCCACCAGAGAAGGAUCUAUCCGCUAUUGGCCAAACCUUGCUCAUGAAGACACUUACACAGAGACUUUUGUAGAUUUGGGAGGUGACAAGACUUGCAGUUUUCUAACAGCAGUUCAGGGAGGAAGCUUUAUUUUGUCUUCAUCAGGAAGCCAACUAAUCCGGUUGAUACCUGAAAGUUUAGGAAAGAUUCAUCAGCAUAUCCUCCCUCAAGGGCAAGGCAUGCUUUCAGGAAUUGGUCGGAAGGUUUCUUCUCUUUUGGGAAUUUUGUCUGCUAGUAGUGAUCUUACACUUUCAAGUGUCCUUUGGGAUAGAGAGACAUCAAGCUUUUAUAGCCUUACAAGUUCAAACAUCAGUAAAUGGGAAUUAGAUGAUUCUUCAGAAAAACAUGCACAUAGUUGGGAUUUAAAUAGAGCCCUGAAAGAAAACAUUGCUGAUGCUAUUUGGGGAUCUGAAAGUAACUACGAAGCUAUUAAAGAAGGUGUCAACAUUCGGUAUUUGGAUCUGAAGCAAAACUGUGAUGGGCUCCUGAUUUUGGCAGCAGCAUGGCAUCCAGCAGACACACCAUGUCUUGUAUAUUACUCUCUGAUAACAGUGGAAGAUGAUGGCUACCAGAUGUCAGGUGCAGUUACGGUAGAGGUCACUCAGUAUAAUCCACCUUUCCAGUCUGAAGACCAGAUUAAGUGUCGAUUGGUAGUCCCAAACUUUUCAAAUCAGACUGCCUAUCUGUGUACUGAGAGUGCAGUCUGUGUGUGCUCCACAGGAAAUGGGAGGCUUUCUCUUCCUCGGGAGAAAAUUGGCUUUGCUACACAAGGAGAUAGUAUUUUAGGAGCUGGUUCCUAUGGUGGUGUUCCUAUCAUUUUUUCUAGAAACAGUGGAUUGAUGUCUAUUAUGUCAAGGGAAAAUGUGUCUGUAUUAGCAGAAGAUCUUGAAGAUUCCCUGACAUCUUCAAUUGCUGGCCCAAGCAACGAGAGUAUGGUUUUUGAGACUACUACAAAGAAUGAAACCAUAGCUCAGGAAGAUAAAACCAAGUUGCUAAAAGCUGCUUUUCUGCAAUACUGCAGAAAAGAUUUAGGUCAUGCUCAAAUGAUGGUUGAUGAGCUGUUUUCCUCACACCCUGAUUUGGAUUCCGAUUCUGAACUAGAUAGAGCUGUUACCCAAAUCAGCGUGGACUUGGUGGAUGACUAUCCAGCGUCUGAUCCACGGUGGGCUGAAUCUGUCCCUGAGGAAGCACCUGGCUUCAGCAAUACAUCACUAAUUAUUCUUCACCAGCUAGAAGAUAAAAUGAAAGCCCAUUCUUUCCUUAUGGACUUCAUUCACCAAGUUGGCUUAUUUGGACGUCUCAGCACUUUUGUAGUAAGAAGAAUGCCAAUGGCAACUCGACUCUUGCUCUGUGAGCAUGCAGAAAAGUUGUCAGCUGCUAUUGUUCUCAAGAACCACCACUCCAGACUUUCUGACCUUGUGAACACAGCUAUAUUAAUUGCUUUAAACAAAAGGGAGUGUGAAAUUCCAUCAAACCUAACUCCUGCAGAUGUCUUUUUUAGAGAGGUGUCCCAAGUAGAUACCAUCUUCGAAUGUUUACUGGAGCACGAGGAACAAGUCUUGAAGGAUACAUCAUUGGAAUCUGUUGAAUGGGCUGAGAUGGUGAUCAAUGUGAAUAAUAUCCUGAAGGAUAUGUUGCAGGCUGCUAGUCAUUAUCGUCAAAAUAGAAGCUCCUUGUAUAGAAGAGAAGAAUCCCUAGGAAAAGAACCUGAAUAUGUUCCGUGGACAGCAACGAGUGGUCCCUCUGGCAUUCGAACAGCAAUAGUACGCCAGCAUGGGAUUGUCCUGAAGAUGAUUUAUCCUCAAGCGGACAGCACCCUCCGAAACAUUCUGACAGAACAGCUGGUAGCACUUGUUGAUUGCUUCUUGGAUGGUUAUGUUUCUCAGCUUAAGUCUCUGGACAAAUCCAGUGAUCAAGAAAGAUACAACAAUCUGGAAAUGGAAUACCUGCAGAAAAGAACAGAUCUCUUAUCUCCUCUUCUUACAUUAGGCCAGCACCAGUGGGCUGCUUCUUUAGCAGAGAAAUACUGUGACUUUGAUAUCUUGGUGCAGAUGUGUGAGCAAACUGACAACCAGACUAGACUACAGAGAUACAUGACCCAGUUUGCUGAUCAGAAUUUUUCAGACUUUCUCUUCCGUUGGUAUCUGGAGAAAGGAAAGCGAGGCAAACUGUUAUCUCAGCCCAUUUCACAGCAUGGACAGCUGGCGAGCUUUUUGCAAGCCCAUGAACAUCUCAGCUGGUUACAUGAAAUUAAUAGCGAAGAAUUAGAAAAGGCUCAUGCAACACUUCUAGGUUUGGCAAAUAUGGAAACUCGUUACUUUGCAAAGAAGAAAACGCUUCUUGGCUUGAGUAAAUUAGCUGCAUUAGCUUCAGACUUUUCAGAAGAUAUACUUCAAGAAAAAAUUGAAGAAAUGGCUGAACAGGAGCGCUUUCUACUACACCAGGAGACCCUACCUGAACAACUACUAACAGAGAAACAGCUGAAUCUCAGUGCAAUGCCAGUAUUGACUGCACCACAACUCAUCAGCCUAUAUAUCUGUGAAGAAAACAGAAGAGCUAAUGAGUAUGAUUUCAAGAAAGCUUUGGACUUGCUGGAAUAUAUUAAUGAGGAGGAAGAUGUAAAUAUAAAUGAUCUAAAACUGGAAAUCCUUUGCAAAGCUCUACAGAGAGAUAACUGGUCCAGUUCAGAUGGUAAAGAUGAUCCAAUUGAACUAUCUAAAGACAGUAUAUUUGUGAAAAUCUUACAAAAACUUUUAAAAGAUGGUAUUCAGCUCAGUGAAUAUUUACCAGAGGUGAAAGACCUGCUACAAGCAGAUCACCUUGGAAACUUGAAGGCCAAUCCCUACUUUGAAUUUGUUUUGAAAGCAAAUUAUGAAUAUUAUGUCCAGGGACAAAUGUAACUUUUUCUAAAAAUGGUCAUUGUUUCUGAAAAUUUGUGUAAGUGUGUAGUAGUUAUAAAAAAUUUAGGUCUUAAGCAUCUAGGAGUUUAUACUUUUAUAAUAACUUACAUGGUUGAGUUUUUUUACUUUAUAAAAUAAUUAUGUGGCUAUAAUUUUGGUUUUCAGUUCAAAUAUUAUUUUUUCCCUCCUAUUUCCAUCUGAAAAUUAUCAGUUGUUGUAUCUGUGCUUGCUACCUUUCCUUUCCAUCUUGCUUCAUCGGGAGUCCUGGAGUCCUUGACCUGGCUGUACCACAGGCUGCUCGUAUGGUGCUGCACGGACCAUGUCUCGGCAUCCGUUUCUGUAACUCUAGAAACUGUAAGAUUGCACUAGAGUGUCUCUGAAAUCUCUGUGCAUAUUGUGCUCUUGAGAGCAUUGAGAUGUGUAAUGUAUGUUUUGGUUAGGGGUGGGAAAUAAGAUAAAUGUCAAAGUUUGCUGACUUAUGGGACUAAAAGACAAAACAGCGGGCCUAAUUUCAUGUGAGCUUGAUAACUGGUUAAUACAUUGGGAAAUUUUUAACUUUUCUACAUAAAUAGUAAGUGACUAUUAAUAAAAAGUAUUUUAGUGAAUAAAACAUGUUUAAUUGCCUUCCUAACCUAUUAAUUACCAUUGAUAAAAAGCUUAUAGUGUUUUCAUGUUAGUUAUAAUCUUUCAUUCUGGGCAUUCAGUCAGCCUUGUUUAUCUUCAGAAUGAUUCACACCGAAUUCCACUUUUACUACAGUCUGCUUAGCCAGUCAAAAGCAUAUGUAAUUCUAGAAACCAUUAUGGGUUUUCCUAAUAUGGCAGCUGAUUUAACUGAAAACUAGUGGUUCUCUCAAAGCUUUUUGCCCUGACAAGUGUCAUGAGACACAUUUCAUCAGGCUUUAAAUAAAAACUAGAAUGGACUGGAAAUUGCUGGCAUAUCCAUACUUUGGCCCAGCUGGAUGCUCACUAAACAACUUGAUCCAACAGCUGAAAAGGUCAUAAGUUAACUAUGGUGAAGAGAGUCUAGCUCCUGGUUUUAAAAAGUGCAGCCAUCAUGCCUGCUCCCCUCAGGUUUACAGCCCAACCCUUGAACAUGUUAGGAAGAACGGAUUAGUGGAGCUAUUUAUGUUAAUAAUUAAAGGGAAGAAAUUGGCAGCCUGUCCUUUUUCUUUUUCCAGCUUGUGUUAGGACAUCAUCAGGGCCCGGGUUAGGAAUUAUUAAAGAGCACAAAGAAAAGUUUGGAAAAGUAGCUUGCCAGAUGGCUAUUAAUAAAACAUUGAACACAUGUUAUAAGACUAGGCUUUGGUUUUACAUAGAAAUCAGCUAUCAGUGCUCAGUUCUUGCCUUUAUGCUCCUGUCGGGUGAUAACGUGCACUGGGAACAUGUACCACCAUAAACCUCAUUAUUCCUAGUGCGACAGGAGAGGACUAAAGGAAAGCCAGUCUGAUGAUAACCUGACUUCACCAACUGGAUGUAAAACUGCUCCUCCCACAGUAUGACGUAUGAGGAGAGAAAGGCUUGCUGUUGUAGCUCUGUCUCUCAGUCAGUAGUUAUAGCACCAAAAUUGUUGGGUUUUUAGAAAAAAAAUUAGCAGUAAAAGUGAAAUUAAGUUCUAGGAUUUUGAAUUUUUUUUAUCCUAAAUUUAUAAAAUUGAUUCCACAGCACAGUCUUAUGAAAGAAUUAUUGGUGGUUGUCAUGGAAGUUGAGUAACUGAUAGUAAUUAUAAAGGUGCUCUGUGACCAUGUUCCACUGAGGACAGGUCUCUGAGGAAAGAGAAGCUCUGCUGACUUGGAAAAGGUUAUUCCUAUCUUUCAGUGCUGCCCUGAAAGUUAUAGCUUGGGGCCUCAACUAAACAAAUUAGUGAGAGUGUGCUUCUGAUAGAGAGUAGAGGAAGACGUACAGCCAGCACUGGAUAUUGCUGUGUUUUGAGAAUUCGUGAAUGUGUCAAGGAUUAAGGCAGGCCUUGAGAGACUUGCUGAAACCCUUAGUGAAGUAAAAGGCUACUGAUACCCUGUUUUAGAGAUAGAGUUGUACAAUUUUCUUUUGAGAUAAAUCGUUUUCUCCAGUAACUUGAACAAAAGGAAAGCCACACCGUGAUGGGUGUUAGACGUACUCUGUUGGAAUUGGACCCACUUGUCCAUGUUGAAGCUGAUAACUAUAAAAAUACUGGCGUAGCCCCAUUUACUUAUUCUUGGACAUUUUAUCCUGAGAGUAUCUGAAGAGAAAAUAACUGUGUAUUCAUGUGUAAAAAGUCCGCUCAUUAAACACAAAAGUAUAUUUUAAAAAUAUGUAAUUCUAAAAUUUUAAAAAUACUGUAGAAAAUAUGAAACCUAUUUUUAAAAAAAGCAUAUGGAAGAAAAUAAACCUCUGUAAUCCCACCAGCCGGAAGUAACUUCAGUUAAUAUUCUAGAAUAUGUUUUAGAACAUUUUGGACUGCACAUACUAUUUUAGUUUGUAACCUGUUUUUUCAUGUAGAAUACUAUGAGCAUUUCUCUGUAUCCUUAAACUAGUGUUUCUCAACCUUGUUUUCAUUAUCACCCCCUAAGGAGCCUUUUUAGACAAUUUUUUUCCCUAAUCACUCCACCCUAAUAAAAUUUUAAUACCACAGAUAUUAUUAUAUAUCUUUUUAUGUACUGUGUCCUUUGAAGGGCGUUGUAAUCGAAGAUUUUUUUCCACCCCCUAAGAACCAAUUUUUGCCACCUUGGGGGCGCUAUUGCGCCUUUUGAGAAUGCCUGUCUUACACAUUCUUAAAGAUAUGAUUUGUAAAUGACUGCACGACACUUUACCAUAUGGCUGUACCAUAACUUAGGUUUACAAGUUUGAGUGUUUUGGUUUGGUUUUUUGCCAUUUUUUAUACUGCUAGUGUAAACAAAUCUUUGUGCACUUCAGAUACAUUUAAAAUCAUACUGACUCUCCCUAUUCAGUUUUGUGAUGAUGUCAGUGUACAUAGAGCAGUUCUAAUAACUUGUAAUGUUCUUUCCUCACCUCUUCUAACACCACCCCUCAUAUCUCCUCCAGGCACUUAGUCAUUUAUUGAGUGUUUGUUAUGUCCCAGGCACUUACUUCAUUUUAAUCCUCAAAUAAGUCUUACGGAGUAGGUGGUAUCCGCAGUUGAGAAUGCAGUCUUUCCGGAGGUGACUUGCCCAAGGUUACAUAGUCAAAGGGGAGGUAAGCCCAGGUUGGCUUGACUCCAUAGUGCAAGCUUGUAACCAAUACACUCUGUACUAUGUAUAGGUGAUUGGCGAGGGGGCAGGGGAUGCUGCACCGUUUGAAUCAUUUGGCUUUUAGAGAUGGCCAGGGCAGAGCAAGGCCCAAAGGGAUUAAGACCACUAGCUUCAGGAGGAGGAAGAAAGUAGAAAAUCUAAGCCGCCUUUCUGACAGCCAGAGUUAACCUGACAUUUUAGAUGUGUGGAGAAUAAGUUUGUUUUUUUCCUUUAUCCAUCUGGUAAUUGGAAUUUUUGUGACUUUUAGUUUAGCCAGCCAGCCCUCCUCACUUUCUUUUUGAGACGAUCCAUGAUAGUUGCUGGGGAAACCAUGACUUGUCAUUUUCGGAUGCCUUUGGCUCUUCAUUGGAAAAGAUCCCUUGAGGAUCUGUUAUGUUUCCAGAAGUGUACCAAGUGU